This is a messenger RNA of Paramecium tetraurelia, 2001 nucleotides long. RefSeq lists its product as uncharacterized. The transcript has 5 exons. Lineage: Eukaryota; Ciliophora; Oligohymenophorea; Peniculida; Parameciidae. Gene Ontology annotation, molecular function: ATP binding; helicase activity; RNA binding. The record is from RefSeq and is a predicted model, not a curated record.
AUGUUAACAAGAAGAAAAAGUUCUGAAUUAAUUGAACCAGAGAUUGUUAAAAAGGUCAAAGGAAUCGAUGAGAGCAACUUGAAAGCAUAUAUAAAAAACAAGCAAACAAGAAAAGUUUUAGAAGGUAGAGGCAUCUCAAAUUUAUUCCCAAUUCAAUAGUAAUGUUUUGAAACAAUUUACAAUGGAGAUGAUAUUAUAGGGUAGGAUAGAACAGGUUCAGGUAAAACUCUUGCAUAUUGCCUCCCAAUUCUUGAAAGAAUAAGAGGAUUAGGAUUAAAAUAAAAUAAAAAUCCUUAUGUAUUAGUAUUAUUACCAACAAGAGAAUUGGCAAUCCAAGUAACUACUGAAUUUAAUACUAUUUUACAUAAAGAAAAUGAAUACAGAAUUUAUAGUAUAUAUGGUGGUACAGAUCUAAGAAACUAAAUUGAUUAAGUGAGAUAAGGAUGUGAAAUAGUAGUUGGAACACCUGGAAGAAUAUAGGAUCUUUUGGAAAGAAAGGUUCUAAAAUUAGAUGAAAUUCAAGUGGUUGUUUUGGAUGAGGCAGAUCAAAUGUUGAAUUUUGGAUUUUAAGAAAAUAUUGAAAAGAUCAUGUCAUAUUUCAAUGAAAGAAAAAUUUAAAUGCUAUUAUUUAGUGCUACUAUACCUGAUUGGGUAAAGGAACUAUCACACAAAUAUAUGGAAGCCAAUACCAAACAUAUUAAUUUAAUUAAGAGACAUGAGACUUAAACUUCAACAACUGUCAAACAUUAUGCCCUCUAAUGUGCAAGAAAUCAAUUAAGCGGUGCAAUAGGUGAUGUAGUUUCAGUUUAUGGUGGAAGACAUGCAAGAACUAUUAUCUUUUGUGAGACUAAAAGAGAAUGCAAUGAAAUUAUUUUGCAUUCAAAAUUACCAGCUGAAACAUAACCAUUACAUGGAGACAUUCCUUAAUAAUAAAGAACAGUGACAUUUGAAGGAUUUAAAAAUGGAAAAUUCAAAUGUUUAGUUGCAACCAAUGUUGCAGCUAGAGGAUUGGAUUUCCCAUAAGUAGAUUUAAUUAUUUAAUGCAAUCCUCCUAAAGAUAUUGAAUCAUAUAUCCACAGAUCAGGAAGAACAGGUAGAGCUGGAAAGGAUGGAAAGGAUAUGGGUUUGAUUGAAAGAGUGGAGAGAGUAGCUAAAAUAAAAUUCAUAAAAAUUUCUGCUCCUCAACAUUAAGAUAUUAUCAAGGCAAGCUCAAGAGAUUUAUAAACUAUAAAGAGACUUGUUGAUAUGUUUUAACCUGUGGCUUAAGAGAUCAUUUCUAGAUGUGAUCCAGUAGAAGCCUUGGCUAGAGCCUUAGCAUGUGUGAGUGGAUAUAAAGACAAACUAUAGAAUAGAUCUAUGUUAGGAUCUUUUGAGGGAUAUAUAACAUAAGUGUUAAGAUCAUCAACUCCAUUCUAAGCUUGUGGUUAUAUUUGGAAGUUCUUAAAGAAUAACUUUUCAGAAUAGAUUUGCAAUAGUAUUAAGGGUAUGAAAAAAAUAAGAAAUGAGAACGGUGUUGCAUUUGAUAUUAGUGAAGAUGUCAAGGAAGAAUUUGAAAAUCAAUACUAGGAGAUAUCACAAAAUGGAUAUUGCAGAGGAAUUGAAAUUGAAUAAGCCACUAGUCUUCCAGAUAUAAUUGAAGAAUAAUUUUAAUCACAUCAAAACUAUCAUUAAUAACCAACAGUUUAAGUCUCACAAACAGUUAAAAAGGAAUAAGAAAUAUUUAUAGGAGGGUUAGAUUUUAAGAUUACAGAAGAUGAAAUUAAAAAUGAAUUCAAAAAUAGAGGAGUUGAGUUAUUCAAUCUCAGAUUAUUAAGAGGCUAGGAUGGUUAAUCAAAAGGAUCUGCUUUUGGAGUGUGUAGAACUAAAGAAAUGGUAUCAGUGGCUAUAAAAUAAAAUGGAACUAAAUUCAGAGGAAGAAACGUUCGUGUAAAUAUGGCAAAUGAAAAACCUAAAUGAUAAAUUUUUAUAUGUAUAUAUAGUAAAAUACAUUAUCUAAAUACA